AACCAAUCACUCGAGUUCUGGUGGAGAGCGGCAGAGCCAAUGGAAAUGCUCGUUGCGGCAGCUGCCGGGUCCAAGCGCCGGUAGGCGGUGCCGGGGGCGGGGUGCGGGUGGGGAAUCAGUUGCCAUUUGGAGUGAGGAGCAGGCGGAGGCGGCGGCGGCGUUUGCGGUGGCGCGGAAUCCGCGGAGAGCCAGACACCUCGAGGCCCUUUCCUCCUGCCCAGAUCCCCAGAAACAGGGGUCCGGGCCCUCCCUGCAGUUGCCAGGCGAUCCCGCGCGUGCAGCCCUGCGAGGCAGCGAGCGGCCCCCGAGGCUGCGUGAUCCGGACUGUUGCCCCUCUCCCCUGUCAGCGCGAUGCCCGGGGCGGCGGCGGCUCUGGGCUCCUCGCGGCCCCGGCCGUGACCGCCACACCGAGCCUGGCCCGGCGGUUGGGGCCGUUGGGCGUUUGUUUUCGCAGCCUUCCCCUCCCCCUUCGCCGAGGCCGCGGGGGUGCGCGUUGGGAAGGGGGAGCCAAGAGACUCCUCCUCCUCCCCGAUACCCCCGCCCCUCCCCCUUACACACUCGCACGCACUAUCGCGCCGGCUCCCACACGCUCGCGCGCCGCCCGCUCCGCGCCUCGGUGUCGGCCGGUGUCGUCCCGGGCCCGCGGAGCCACCAUGUCCACUGCCUCCUCCUCCAGUUCCUCUCAGACCCCUCAUCCCCCGCCGCAGAGGAUGCGGCGCAGCGCCGCGGGCUCCCCGCCCGCCGCCCCCUCCGCUGGUAGCGGGAACGGAGCGGGCGGCGGCAGCGUGGGUUGCGCCCCGGCUGCGGGAGCCGGCCGGCUGCUGCAGCCCAUCCGCGCCACGGUGCCCUACCAGCUCCUGCGGGGCAGCCAGCACAGUCCCACGCGCCCACCCGCCGCCGCCGCCGCCGCCGCCGCCUCGCUGGGUAACCUCCCGGGGCCCGGCGCGGCCCGCGGCCCCAGUCCGCCCAGCCCGACGCUGCAGCCGGCCGCGGCCCCGACCGAGCCGACGCCGCGGGCCAAGGGCCGCCCGAGACGGUCCCCCGAGAACCACCGGAGGAGCAACUCACCUGAGAGACGGAGCCCCGGCUCGCCCGUGUGCAGAGUGGACAGGCCAAAAGCUCAGCAAGUUCGAACCUCUAGUACAAUAAGGCGAACCUCUUCUUUGGAUACGAUAACAGGACCUUAUCUCACAGGACAGUGGCCACGGGAUCCUCAUGUUCAUUACCCUUCAUGCAUGAAAGAUAAAGCUACUCAGACACCUAGUUGUUGGGCAGAAGAGGGUGCCGAAAAGAGGUCACAUCAGCGUUCUGCAUCAUGGGGGAGUGCUGAUCAACUAAAGGAGAUUGCCAAACUGAGGCAGCAGCUACAACGUAGUAAACAGAGCAGUCGGCACAGUAAAGAGAAAGAGCGUCAGUCACCUCUUCCUGGCAACCAUGUAACCAUCAAUCACACUCAGGCUACUGGAUCAAGAUCAGUCCCUAUGCCACUGUCAAAUAUAUCAGUGCCAAAAUCAUCAGUUUCACGUGUGCCCUGCAAUGUAGAAGGAAUAAGUCCUGAAUUAGAAAAGGUAUUCAUUAAAGAAAAUAAUGGAAAGGAGGAAGUGUCCAAGCCUUUGGAGAUCCCAGACGGCCGAAGGGCCCCGCUCCCCGCUCACUACCGGAGUAGCAGCACCCGCAGCAUCGACACGCAGACCCCCUCCGUGCAGGAGCGCAGCAGUAGCUGCAGCAGCCAUUCUCCGUGUGUGUCUCCCUUCUGUCCCCCAGAAUCCCAGGAUGGGAGCCCUUGCUCCACAGAAGAUUUACUCUAUGAUCGUGAUAAAGACAGUGGGAGUAGCUCACCGUUACCCAAGUACGCUUCAUCUCCCAAACCAAACAACAGCUACAUGUUCAAACGGGAGCCCCCAGAGGGAUGUGAGCGAGUGAAGGUCUUUGAGGAAAUGGCGUCUCGUCAGCCUAUCUCAGCCCCUCUCUUUUCAUGUCCUGACAAAAACAAGGUUAAUUUCAUCCCAACCGGAUCAGCUUUCUGUCCUGUAAAACUUCUAGGCCCUCUCUUACCUGCCUCCGACCUGAUGCUCAAGAACUCUCCUAACUCUGGCCAGAGCUCGGCUCUGGCCACUCUGACCGUCGAGCAGCUCUCCUCCCGGGUUUCCUUUACAUCCCUUACUGACGACACCAGCUCCGUGGGCGCCACGGAGGCCUCCGUCCAACAGCCGUCCCAGCAGCAGCUCCUGCAGGAACUGCAGGGUGAGGAACACAUCUCUGCUCAGAACUAUGUGAUCAUUUAAAGUGAAGGGGGAGCUGGCCUCUACCCUACCUUCAUGGAUUAGGAACUAGACCUCAGACAUCUUAUCUGCAUGGAGUGACAAACUUUUUGAACACCACCACCACCAACAGAAUACUUAUCAGCAUCAUAAAGUAUCUCUUGACACUGAUCUUGGCAGGGACGGAACUCCUAUUCAGCAGUUUUUGUGGAAAGCAGUAAUGCUUGCAAAAUGUGUGUGUCAUUCAGCAUUUUAAGUGGAGACUAUGCAUUUCAUAGUAUGUUUGACAGAGUAGUAGUGUGUCCUGUGUUUUGUUCCAAAUUCUUCAGUAUAAAUAAGCUCUAUAUCAAAAAGUUGCCUGUCUAAAUAGAAAAAUGUCUUGCUGUGUUUUGUCCUAUGGAAAAUACUGUACUUCAGGAUUAUGUUUACAAUUGAUCCAGGUGUUUGUUUCUAACUUCUGUAAUACAUACAAUGCAAAAAAAAUAAAUAAAUGGCCACAACAGUUGCACAGUGCCCACCCUAUGGCCUAGCUUCAGGUACUUCAGUUGAAGUCUAAACUCAGGUAACUUGGAAUGUAUAUCAUAUUGGGAUAUUAAAUAUUUCACAGCUAAAAAGCUAAAGAGGGAACAUCACUCUUUUGCCUUUCCUUAUUUUCUGCAUUUCCCUUUCCUCAUUACAUUCCACAUUCUUAGAAUAAGAAGUGCAUUCAACCCUAGGAGAACAAUAAUCCUGGACAUGGGUGAACAUGAGGAGAACCAGCAAAUCUGUGGUGUCUGACAUCACUUUUGUCAUGCGGUUACAAGUAACACAACUGUUGAAUCCACUGUUUCAACAUGUGUAGAUGUGGCUUUUUUUUUUUUUUUUUAAACAAGUUCAGGUGUUGCUCAGUUAAUGACUGUUCUAAUGUUGCAAAUAAAGCGUCUGAUACCAGGCUGUAUGUAAACAUUCCAAUUGUGUGUAAUGGGAUUUAAAAACAAGAAAGUCUAGGUUUGAUUUCCAAACAAGUGAACUUUCCCAGGGGAUGAUGGAGAUUUCGUGUUUAUGUUGCCCAUCAGGGUCAUGAAAUGCCAUUGUUUUAGCUAAAGGCAUAUUAAUGUUCAGUUUCACUUUUGGAAAUGCUUUAAUUUGCAGGUUGAAAAAUGACACGCUUUUGGUUGUUUUCCUCAAGCACUUGAGGUGUGCGAGUCGCAUUUGUGUGGAGAGAGAGCAUGCGGGUCUCAGAUGCUGUGCACAUUAGGAAGCAGGUUCUUUGGUGACUUACAUGGCGGUCGCUCACAGCUGCCUCAUUGCGUCUCUCCUCACAAUAUCAUGGAUAGUUCUGGUGGUAUUUUGGAUGUGCAAAGUAAAGCCUAUACCCAAGUAAGCAGUCUUGAACUCACAGACUUGACCCGAAUUCUCAACAGUGUGAAGAGAGCCCUAGAUACUCUUGAGUGAUCAGUGGAAGAGCCCAGCUCUCAGACUUUGUUUUCUGCGGCACAAAGAGAGUAUCCUAAAGCAGAGGGAGGUUUUUGUAUUUUUAUUCCAUUGCUUCAGUUCAGUAAAACACAGAGUUGUUUCAUCUGUACCUACUACAGUAUAUGGCACAGUUUUCUUAACAGUUAGGGGAAUAGGUGCCUACAGUUAUAGGAACGUUUCAGUUCCUUUCAGUCAUUCCUCGGGAUUUCUUUGUUUUAUUUCCUAAGGAGGGUGAAGAAAGAAGAAGUGAUAAAGAAGAAAGCAACACCAUUGAUUUUUUUUUUUUUUUUAGAAAUGGUAUAUAUAUAUAUAUAUAUAUAUAUAUAUAUAUAU
Molecule: messenger RNA, 4049 nt
Organism: Panthera uncia (snow leopard)
Lineage: Eukaryota; Metazoa; Chordata; Mammalia; Carnivora; Felidae
Gene: GLCCI1
Product: glucocorticoid induced 1
Exons: 8
Coding region: 654-2285 (543 amino acids)
Cellular component (GO): cytoplasm
Source: RefSeq, a predicted model, not a curated record